Molecule: messenger RNA, 732 nt
Organism: Pieris macdunnoughi
Lineage: Eukaryota; Metazoa; Arthropoda; Insecta; Lepidoptera; Pieridae
Source: the annotation of a GenBank genome assembly
AUGUCGACACUUAGUCAUCACCCGUACGCGUUUUCCAUGCAUCCCGGUAUGCUCCCGGAAUACCCGAGCGCUCCACAGCCCUUGCCGGCUUCUUCGCCUCAGUCAGAAGGACACAUCAAAAGACCCAUGAACGCAUUCAUGGUGUGGUCCAGACUACAACGACGACAAAUUGCUAAAGACAACCCGAAGAUGCACAAUUCAGAGAUUUCAAAGCGACUUGGAGCUGAGUGGAAGUUGCUGUCUGAAAUGCAGAAGAGACCAUUCAUUGAUGAAGCGAAGAGACUCCGUGCGUUGCAUAUGAAGGAGCACCCAGACUACAAAUACAGGCCGCGCAGGAAGCCCAAGCCCUCGACACCCGGCAGCGGGCCCGGCGCUGGCGGGUUUCCAAGCUUCCCGCUGCCCUAUUUCGCUGGCCCGGCCCCAAAUGUUGGACAAUUUGACGCGUUAUCAUACCCAGCAGUGUCACCUUACUUCCCUCAUCAAUUGGACCAUCUGCAGUUUUCAAAACUAAUGGCUCCAACGGCGGAAAAGUUGCCGACGGCAUCAUCAGCGGCGGCGGUCGUUUCAUCGUUCUAUUCGUCUCUGUAUACGACUCCGACGGGACCACCUAAGCCGUUUUCAUCACCUCUGUUCCACCAGUACGGAGUUGCUCCAUCAUCCCCCGUGUCUCCUCCGACACAACACAGCCCGCAUGAUGACCAGCUAAGGCGGCCGGUCUCCGUAAUCUAUUGA